Anopheles bellator is the source of this 1540-nucleotide messenger RNA. It is a transcript of the gene GlcAT-I, whose product is annotated as galactosylgalactosylxylosylprotein 3-beta-glucuronosyltransferase I. The record is from RefSeq and is a predicted model, not a curated record. The coding region runs from base 253 to 1230 and encodes 325 amino acids. The transcript has 3 exons. Gene Ontology annotation, biological process: carbohydrate metabolic process; chondroitin sulfate proteoglycan biosynthetic process. Gene Ontology annotation, molecular function: galactosylgalactosylxylosylprotein 3-beta-glucuronosyltransferase activity. Gene Ontology annotation, cellular component: Golgi membrane. NCBI's taxonomy places the organism in Eukaryota, Metazoa, Arthropoda, Insecta, Diptera, Culicidae.
UACCGGCCGGAUCGUCCACGGCACGGCGCGUAAUCGAGAUUGUGUGGCGCAUAAAAGAAAUGAUUAGCGUUGAUUAGUUUGCUUGGCAGCUAUACGAAUGGAGCGAGUGAAACUCCGGCAUCCGUCCUAGAGUGGAACUUGAGAGCAUAUCCCCGCAGCAUCAUCAUCAUCAUCAACGUUAUUUUAGUACCGUCGUCGAUCUCAGCGUGUUACCUCUGUUGUGCCAAGGUCAUCGGACCGCAAAGCAACGCCAUGAACCAAGAAAUUCGUCUUCGAUUGAAACACGUGAUAGCGUUCGUGGCGAUCGUUGUGUUCCUGUUCUUCUACUCACUCACCUCGAACCGGGACUGCGAUGGGGGCCAGCUGGAAGCGGAACAGUGGGUGCAAGCAGAAGCACAAGGUCGUGACGCAUUCCUGCCCAACCGCAAGGGACCCACAAUCUACGCGGUCACUCCGACGUACGCUAGACCGGUGCAGAAGGCCGAACUUACCCGGUUGUCCCACGUCAUUCGACUCGUUCCGUCCGUCUUCUGGGUGGUGGUUGAAGACGCGGACCAUACCUCAACGCUCGUGACGAGCCUGUUGAAGCGAAGUGGACUCGAAAGCCGAAGUGUGCAACUAUCAGCCAAGACCCCGACAAACUUUAAGCUGCACAGCAAAGACCCGAACUGGUUGAAACCCCGGGGCGUUGAGCAGCGUAAUGCGGCCCUCAACUGGAUCCGGAUACACUUGCAGCGGAAUCGCGUCGAUGCUGCCGACGAUCAAUGGGGUCCCUCGAUCGUAUACUUCAUGGACGAUGAUAACACCUACAGCACGGAGCUGUUCGAGGAGAUCGCAAAGAUCGAACGGGGCAAGGUUGGUGUCUGGCCGGUUGGACUGGUUGGCGGAUUGAUGGUGGAGAAACCGGUGCUCAACAGGGACGGACUGGUGCUCGGCUUCAACAGUGCGUGGAAACCGGAACGUCCGUUCCCGCUCGAUAUGGCCGGGUUUGCGAUUAGCGCUGACCUGCUGCUCGAAAACCCGAAAGCCGUGUUUAGCUACGAAGUGGAGCGCGGCUAUCAGGAGAGUGAAAUUUUGCGCCAUUUCACGAUCGUGCACGAUAUGCAGCCACUGGCCAACCAAUGUCGGGACGUGCUGGUGUGGCACACACGCACCGAAAACCCCAAGCUGGAUGCGGAGAAGGCACUGCAGAAGGGUGGCAAAAAGUCCAACGACGGUAUGGAGGUGUAGUAGGUUGCGGCAGAGUAACCUUCUUCUGAAGAGGCAGCUUUUGAAACAUACGGUGAUGGUAGUGAAUAAGAUCGCAAGCUAAAAAAUCUUAUGAUAAUUUAACACUGUACAGAUACGAACCAACCAUGUGGACCAGGACCACCAGAGAUUUGUAGACUAGAACCUUAGAUAUGAGCAUGUUAGAGAGCACUGAGAGCAUCGCACUCAUUUAUGUGUAAGGUCUUUCAUCAAACUCAUCUGCACGGUAUCGCAACCGUUCUGAUUUGGCAAUAUUUAUUCAUCACGGCACGUGGUGAGAGUUUUAGAUUUA